AUGGCUUUAACCCGGCUCUGCGCCCUGCUAGCCUGCUGCUGGGGGCCGGCGGCGGUGCUGGCCACGGCGGCGGGCGACGUGGAUGCUUCCAAGGAGCUGGAGUGUAAGCUCAAAAGCAUCACAGUGUCGGCGCUGCCCUUCCUGCGCGAGAACGACCUGAGCAUCAUGCACAGCCCCUCGGCCUCCGAGCCCAAGCUCCUCUUCUCGGUGCGCAACGACUUCCCAGGAGAAAUGGUCGUGGUAGACGACCUGGAGAACACGGAACUGCCCUACUUCGUGCUGGAGAUCUCGGGGAACACGGAGGACAUCCCGUUGGUGCGCUGGAGGCAGCAGUGGCUGGAGAAUGGCACGUUGCUUUUCCACAUCCAUCACCAAGAUGGUGCUCCAAGCCUUCCGGGACAAGAUCCUACUGAAGAACCCCAGCAUGAGUCAGCAGAAGAGGAGCUGAGGAUUCUCCACAUUUCAGUCAUGGGUGGCAUGAUCGCUCUGCUGCUGUCCAUCUUGUGCCUGGUGAUGAUCCUCUACACGCGCAGGCGCUGGUGCAAACGCCGCCGGGUCCCCCAGCCGCAGAAGAGCGCCAGUGCCGAGGCAGCCAAUGAGAUUCACUACAUCCCUUCUGUGCUGAUUGGCGGGCAUGGGCGGGAGAGUCUGCGCAAUGCCCGCGUGCAGGGCCACAACUCCAGCGGCACCCUGAGCAUUCGAGAGACGCCCAUCCUGGAUGGCUAUGAGUACGACAUCACGGACCUGCGCCACCACCUGCAGCGGGAGUGCAUGAACGGCGGGGAGGACUUUGCCAGCCAGGUCACACGCACUCUGGACUCCCUGCAGGGCUGCAAUGAGAAGGCAGGCAUGGACCUCACACCAGGAAGUGACAAUGCCAAGCUGUGCCUCAUGAACAAGUAUAAAGAUAACAUCAUCGCCACGAGCCCUGUGGACUCCAACCACCAGCAGGCCACCCUGCUCUCACACACUUCCAGCAGUCAGAGAAAGCGGAUCAGCAACAAAGCACGAGCUGGCUCUGCCUUCUUGAACCCUGAAGGGGACUCGGGCACAGAGGCAGAAAACGACCCCCAACUGGCCUUUUACACAGAUCCUUCUAGGAGUCGGAGGCGCAGUCGAGUGGGUUCUCCCCGAAGUCCUGUCAAUAAGACCACCUUGACCCUGAUCAGCAUCACCAGCUGUGUCGUCGGCCUCGUUUGCUCCUCUCACGUCAGCUGUCCUCUCGUUGUCAAAAUCACCCUGCAUGUCCCUGAGCACCUGAUUGCUGAUGGAAGUCGCUUCAUCUUGCUGGAGGGGAGCCAGCUGGAUGCCAGUGACUGGCUGAACCCUGCCCAAGUGGUUCUGUUCUCUCAGCAGAACUCCAGUGGGCCAUGGGCCAUGGAUCUCUGUGCCCGGCGGCUCCUGGACCCUUGUGAACACCAAUGUGACCCCGAAACCGGGGAGUGCCUCUGCUAUGAAGGUUACAUGAAGGACCCAGUGCACAAACACCUUUGCAUUCGAAAUGAAUGGGGAACAAACCAGGGGCCUUGGCCUUACACAAUAUUUCAGCGAGGCUUUGACCUGGUUUUGGGAGAGCAGCCCUCUGAUAAAAUAUUCAGAUUCACCUACACGCUCGGGGAGGGUAUGUGGCUGCCCCUCAGCAAGAGCUUUGUCAUCCCUCCAGCUGAACUGGCCAUCAAUCCAUCGGCAAAGUGUAAGACAGACAUGACUGUGAUGGAAGAUGCCGUGGAGGUCAGAGAAGAGCUGAUGACGUCAUCCUCCUUUGACAGCCUGGAAGUUCUUCUAGAUUCCUUUGGGCCAGUGCGUGAUUGCAGCAAAGAUAAUGGGGGCUGCAGUAAGAAUUUCCGCUGCAUUUCAGAUCGGAAGUUGGACUCUACUGGCUGCGUGUGUCCAGCCGGACUUAGCCCCAUGAAGGACAACUCCGGAUGCUACGACCGCCACAUCGGGGUGGACUGCUCAGAUGGCUUCAACGGCGGAUGCGAGCAGCUGUGUCUCCAGCAGAUGGCUCCCUUCCCGGACGACCCCACCUUGUACAACAUCCUCAUGUUCUGCGGGUGUAUCGAGGAUUACAAGCUGGCUGUGGAUGGACGUUCGUGUCAACUCAUCACAGAGACGUGCCCAGAGGGAGGUGACUGUGUGGAAAGCAGGGAGCUGCCCAUGAACCAGACUCUGUUUGGGGAGAUGUUCUUUGGUUACAACAAUCAUUCCCAGGAGGUGGCUGUUGGACAGGUGCUGAAAGGAACGUUCAGGCAAAACAACUUUGCUCGAGGAAUAGACCAGCAAUUGCCAGACGGCCUCGUGGUGGCCACCGUGCCCUUAGAAAAUCAGUGCCUAGAAGAAAUCUCAGAGCCCACUCCCGAUCCUGACUUCCUCACUGGCAUGGUGAACUUCAGUGAAGUGUCUGGAUAUCCGGUGCUGCAACAUUGGAAGGUCCGGUCUGUGAUGUAUCACAUCAAACUCAACCAAGUGGCCAUCUCCCAGGCCCUCAACAAUGCUCUCCACUCCCUGGAUGGGGCUACAUCGCGUGCUGAUUUUGUGGCUCUGUUGGACCAGUUUGGCAAUCAUUACAUCCAGGAAGCCAUCUACGGCUUUGAGGAGUCCUGUUCCAUCUGGUAUCCAAACAAACAAGUCCAGCGACGACUCUGGCUGGAAUAUGAAGACAUCAGUAAAGGCAAUUCGCCAUCAGAUGAGUCGGAGGAGCGGGAAAGAGACCCUAAGAUGCUGACGUUUCCAGAAUACAUCGCAAGUUUGUCCGACUCCGGGACCAAACGCAUGGCAGCUGGGGUCCGCAUGGAGUGCCAGAGCAAGGGACGGUGCCCCUCGUCUUGUCCCUUGUGUCACGUGACUUCCAGUCCCGACACCCCUGCCGAACCGGUUCUACUGGAAGUGACCAGAGCUGCCCCCAUCUAUGAGCUGGUGACCAACAACCAGACCCAAAGGCUCUUGCAGGAGGCCACCAUGAGCUCCCUCUGGUGCUCAGGGACGGGAGAUGUCAUCGAGGACUGGUGUCGCUGUGACUCCACUGCCUUUGGCGCUGACGGACUCCCUACCUGUGCGCCUCUCCCCCAGCCUGUGCUGAGACUGUCCACAGUGCACGAACCCAGCAGCACCCUGGUGGUCCUGGAGUGGGAGCACUCAGAGCCACCAAUCGGGGUGCAGAUUGUCGAUUACCUCAUCCGUCAAGAGAAAGUCACAGACCGGAUGGACCACUCCAAAGUGGAGACGGAAACGGUGCUGAGUUUCGUGGAUGACAUCAUCUCCGGGGCCAAGUCGCCAUGUGCUAUGCCCUCACAAGUUCCCGACAAGCAGGCCAGCACCAUCUCUCUCAUCGUAAGGUGCCUGGAACCUGACACCAUUUACAUGUUCACGCUGUGGGGAGUGGACAACACGGGCCGGCGCUCCAGGCCCAGUGACGUGAUUGUGAAAACCCCUUGCCCAGUGGUGGAUGACAUCAAAGCACAAGAAAUAGCUGACAAAAUCUACAACCUCUUCAAUGGCUACACAAGUGGGAAGGAGCAGCAGACGGCCUACAACACCCUUCUGGACCUGGGAUCCCCCACCUUACACCGAGUUCUCUACCACUAUAAUCAGCACUAUGAAAGCUUUGGGGAAUUCACCUGGCGAUGUGAGGAUGAGCUAGGCCCCAGGAAAGCCGGCCUCAUCCUUUCCCAGCUUGGGGAUCUCAGCAGCUGGUGCAAUGGACUCCUGCAGGAACCCCGAAUCAGCUUGCGUCGCAGCUCUCUCAAGUACCUGGGUUGCCGCUACAGCGAGAUCAAGCCCUAUGGACUUGACUGGUCUGAGCUCAGCCGUGACCUCAGGAAGACCUGUGAAGAGCAGACCCUCAGCAUCCCCUACAAUGACUAUGGGGACAGCAAAGACAUUUAGCUGGCAGCAUGCAACCGGGGAGUGGCUGCCAAAAGGAAGGAGGAGAAAGGAAGUGGGACAGCUGAUUUAGUCCUUGGAUUUUUAGUAUUUUUUAAUGGAACAUUAAAGUCUCCAUGAGCAACACCCUACUGAGGGAGACUGCUCCUGGCUCCCUACCAAACUUCUUCAGUUUGAUGUUCUUCAUCUGCAUGGUAGACACCUGCCAGUGUUUGUUCUUUAGAGGGUGAUUUUGAGGCUUAUUUGGGCAGAAUCAUUUGUUGUACUCAUUUUUUUGGUUGUUCUCCAAGAGGGUCAUCAGCAAAAUGCUUAAGGGGCUUUGUCUUGCUUCCCAAGGAAGGUCUACUAGGUUGAGGUGCCCAUGCCUCAGUUUCCCAGUCCAUUGUAGUUGGGGCAGAAGUGAGGACAGCAGGUUAUAAAUCCUGACUCAGGCCCCACCCUCCGGCAGUCCUCAGGAGGCAUUGCUCAGGGAGCCCACA
Messenger RNA from Ochotona princeps (American pika), 4361 nucleotides. RefSeq names its product astrotactin 1 (gene ASTN1). Gene Ontology annotation, molecular function: protein binding. Gene Ontology annotation, biological process: neuron cell-cell adhesion; neuron migration. The transcript has 23 exons. The record is from RefSeq and is a predicted model, not a curated record. The coding region runs from base 1 to 3885 and encodes 1294 amino acids. Lineage: Eukaryota; Metazoa; Chordata; Mammalia; Lagomorpha; Ochotonidae.